This is a messenger RNA of Nicrophorus vespilloides, 2523 nucleotides long. It is a transcript of the gene Pp2C1, whose product is annotated as probable protein phosphatase 2C 71. Lineage: Eukaryota; Metazoa; Arthropoda; Insecta; Coleoptera; Silphidae. Gene Ontology annotation, cellular component: nucleus; cytosol. The coding region runs from base 289 to 2313 and encodes 674 amino acids. Gene Ontology annotation, biological process: protein dephosphorylation. The transcript is spliced from 6 exons. The record is from RefSeq and is a predicted model, not a curated record. Gene Ontology annotation, molecular function: mitogen-activated protein kinase binding; cation binding; protein serine/threonine phosphatase activity.
AGUCUUAGCCGUUGACACAGUUAGUCCAGGUAGUGACAGUUCGAGCAGCGAAGCGUCAGUGGAAAAUAUAAAGUCUAACAAAAACAAAAAAAAAAGGAAUACGCGACGCGUCUAGUGUUUGUUUGCAGCGCAGUGCAUGGAAUUGUCCCGAGGAACGACGAAUUGCCUCCAACUGAGAGAGGAUGUACAUGAUUAUGGUUUUAUCCGGAAUAUGAAAGUUUGACCACCACGAAGCACCUUCGUACGACGUAACGCAGCGAGCAGCGUAGAAGAAUUUUAGACCAAAAAAUGCCAGCGUCCAUUGGUGUUAACCUCCGUGUGACGGGACACUGCAGACAAGGAGGAAGAAAGUAUAUGGAAGAUUUUUUCUCUGUCGCAUAUCAGCAGACAGAGGAUGAAAAGGACCUUGAGUAUGCCUUCUUUGGUAUAUUUGAUGGACAUGGAGGAGCCGAGGCUGCAGCAUUUGCCAAGGAGCAUCUGAUGGAGUCCAUUGUCAAGCACAGAGGUUUUUGGUCAGACGAUGAUGAGGAGGUUUUGCAUAGCAUCAAGGAUGGUUUUAUACACACGCACUACUCAAUGUGGAAGAUACAUGAUCAAUGGCCAAAGACCGCUUCCGGACUGCCGAGUACCGCUGGAACGACAGCAAGUGUAGCGUUUAUACGUAGGGGGAAGAUCUAUAUUGGACAUGUGGGAGAUUCAGGAAUAACGUUGGGAUACCAAGAUCCCGGCUGUCCAGACUGGAAGUCUAAACCUUUAACCAAAGAUCACAAGCCGGAGAGCGAGGCAGAGAUGAAGCGCAUCGAACAGUCAGGUGGCAAGGUUCUAUCGAAAUCAGGUGUGCCUCGAGUUGUAUGGAAUAGACCAAGGAUAGGACACAAAGGUCCGGUACGGCGUUCCACGCCAAUAGACGAAAUCCCCUUCUUGGCGGUUGCUCGCAGUUUGGGCGAUCUAUGGUCAUAUAAUUCUGCUUUGGAUGAAUUCGUCGUCUCGCCGACGCCGGAUGUGGCCGUCAUACCCAUAGACACUUCAACCUUCCGGUGCUUGAUCUUCGGCACGGACGGCCUCUACAACAUGCUUAGUCCACAAAUGGCUGUACAUAUCGUACAGCAGGCGGAGAAGCACAACGAGCAGGCAGCCCUCAGCGAUGGCCCAAACAAAAUAUGGAUCAAUCCCUCCAAGUGUCUCGUUGAGAAAGCCUUAGACAGAUGGUGCAACACAAAAAUGCGCGCUGAUAAUACGUCUGUGAUUACGCUGAUGCUGGACCCGCGUGGACCACCCCGGGCUCAAGUUCUGCUCAACAAAAAGAACUCUUACUCGUCGAGGGGUCUGCAGAUAGAGACUCGAUACCAGGAUGCAAAUCCUGCAAUAGUACAAGAGCAGGUGGCGCAGGAUGUGCCGGAACCGAUGAAGAAAAAUAUGUCGCCCGACAAAGACGACCUCCGAGACGUUGAACAAACUGAUCUCUCAAAAUUGUCGGCGCCCAUAGUGGAAGAAGUGGACAAGGAAUUUGUACCGAAACCCAGGGAGAGCAUUGCGUUCAACACGCGACCAAAGCCGUCCGACGAAGAUGAUGCGUCGACGGUUGCUACGGGUCAGUCUAGUGAUAUACAGAUAAACGAGGUGAGCUCCAGCAGUCUGGACGUUCUUCCUGGUGGCAGGGAUGCCGCAGCCGAACGAGCCGCAGUUCGAAAGAGCGGUCUUCGAAGUGCAUCCAACAGAGACGAGAUAACUAGCAGCCGCGGCAAAAAAUGUCCACCUCCACCCUGCCCAUCCUCCGGCGGUGCCGAGUGCAGAGUGCUGAGAGAACGAAAGAACACACCAAACGAUAAGAACCCUAUGCAAAAGAAAAAGUUCAACAAUAUUCGCAACAAAUUGAACAUCGGCACGAGCGAGAAAAGGAAGCUGCUACAAAGUGUGCUUUUCAAGUCGAAAGAUCCGCCUGUGAAAUUGAGGUCCUCCUCAUCGUUGAUGACGCCGAGUUGCAGCGAGAGCGCACCGAAGAAAACCAAAGAGAUUCUGACGCGGGUGCUAAGGAACAACAACGGAACGGAGAAGAAAAGCGAAGGUCCCUCGUCUGCGUCGACAGCAUCGAAGUCGUCGAAUGGUCCGCAACACACGUCGACGCCGGCCGUUGCUUCAUCUUCCAGGAAGACGGCGGAACGGGAGGUACGAAAGUCGACGCUCGCCCAGAAGCUGCGCAUGCACCAGGAGAUAUUCAAGGCGAAGCUCCGAGGGCGUCCUACGGUAGCGCAGUCGAGAAAGUCGACCAAAGACAAGGUUAUACGAGUCAAGAAGUCCGCGAAGCGUAGCUAAAGUUCUUACCUUUUGACACCCUCCUACUACCAAUUCCGCUCGUUUGCCUCCCCACAUUUCGUUACCUUCUUGUUAUUAUUAAUAAGUAAUAUUCGUGUCGUAUCCAAUUUAAUGCGAUCCCCGAUUUUCUUUUUCUUUCUUUAUGAAAUUCAGCAUAUAUUUAUUUAUUGUAAAUAUUUUUAAUAAUGAUUAUUUUCUUUUAACCCUUUU